AUGAAGAAGGCAUCCCCGCAGCUGCUCGUGUCCCUCCCCCUCAUGCACAACCUUGCCUCGCUCAGCAUAUCGGAAAGCGAGUUUGUCUUUGACGACGACUUCGGCCUCUGCGGCGCAUUCGCAGCCCUUACUUCGCUCCGGGAGCUCCAUCUGCCAGCAGCGGGCGAGCACACGGUCCAGUUCCUGCAGGCUUCCCAAUCUACCUUCGUAACUGUCAACAUCUCAUUCCCUCCCGAAUAUGACGAAGAUGGGUUCUUCGACCCCUGCAUAACGCCGGAGGACGACUGGCCGCAGUAUCACCCCGCCGUCCUCCUCGCCAACUCGCGCCCGACUCUGCGGGACCUCGAAUGCGAACGCUGGUACACCCACCCCGAAAUCACGCCUGACCCUGGACUCGUCUAUCCGGAGAUGCGGCGGCUCCGCAUGGCGUCCGCGUCGAUGCCGCUGACUCUGCCAUUCGUCCGCGCCUACCCGAACCUCAGCUAUCUCUCUAUCCACACCGGCGAGAGCGACGAUGGCCACUGCUACGCGUCGGACAUACAGGGCUAUGCCGACCAUCGCCGGAAGAACAUGCUCGCACAGGCUCCGCUUGGCUGCUCGUGGGCGGAACUGGGAGAGUACUCUGGGUCUCUCGUCGACUUCUAUCUCCUCGGCUUGGAGGGCCUCAUGUCUUCCCUUGCUCACGCUCCUUUACGAUCUCUGGAAGUGACGAUCUUCUUGCCGCACAAACACCGGCAGAAUCAGUACAUGACGUCGGAUGAGUUGUUUGCUCUCGAGAUGGCUCAGGAGGACUCGGAUGACUUCGAGGAGGACGACGUCGAGGAGGAUGACGCCGAAGAGGACGUCCCCAACCCGUCGUCACCCCCGCCCGGCCCGACACGCCCUUCGCUAUCUAGUGCCGAGCACUCGGAGGACGAGUUUGAUGUAGAGGACUACGUGCGCAGGUUCAGGGCGCUCGUCCCUACGCUGGAGAAGGCGGUGGUGCGCCUCAUAUAA
Messenger RNA from Trametes versicolor FP-101664 SS1, 996 nucleotides. RefSeq lists its product as uncharacterized. The coding region runs from base 1 to 996 and encodes 331 amino acids. The record is from RefSeq and is a predicted model, not a curated record. The transcript is spliced from 2 exons. Lineage: Eukaryota; Fungi; Basidiomycota; Agaricomycetes; Polyporales; Polyporaceae.